AUGCAUGUUGGAGUCUACGAAUCACCCGCCACUGACGAAUCGGGAUAUGACGGCUAUCCUUCCCAGCCUUGGGGUUGGAGUCAAACUCCCCCUCCUUGGGGAUCGAGUCCAACUCAUCCUCCAUCUCAGCCGUGGAGGUCGAGUCCCACGCCCCACCCUUUUCAAAGGAAUUUGAGCCGCUCGGCGUUUGGAGAUUACAGACCCAACCUGGACGCGCUUAACCAUCCGCUGCCGGAGACCCCUUUCCAUUCCAGCCAAUCUCCUUCCACCGAUGCAGAUCGAGAUGCACUAGAGACGAUGAUGGGUCUGCUCAGUCCGGACGUACUGGAUACGCCGGCAGCACGCGUGGAUACGCCCAUUCCGACGAGAGUCGGCGGGUCCGGUGGGGCGGGUGGAAGCAGUGGCGGAGGCGGAAGAGGCGGCAGCCGCGGUGGCAGCGGCGCCGGCAGUGGCGGUGGCGGCUAG
Messenger RNA from Salvia splendens (bonfire salvia), 465 nucleotides. RefSeq names its product dachshund homolog 1-like. NCBI's taxonomy places the organism in Eukaryota, Viridiplantae, Streptophyta, Magnoliopsida, Lamiales, Lamiaceae. The transcript has a single exon. The record is from RefSeq and is a predicted model, not a curated record. The coding region runs from base 1 to 465 and encodes 154 amino acids.